Messenger RNA from Camarhynchus parvulus, 2274 nucleotides. It is a transcript of the gene HSCB, whose product is annotated as HscB mitochondrial iron-sulfur cluster cochaperone. Bases 10 to 681 code for a protein of 223 amino acids. Gene Ontology annotation, biological process: [2Fe-2S] cluster assembly; protein complex oligomerization. Gene Ontology annotation, cellular component: mitochondrion. The record is from RefSeq and is a predicted model, not a curated record. Lineage: Eukaryota; Metazoa; Chordata; Aves; Passeriformes; Thraupidae. Gene Ontology annotation, molecular function: protein-folding chaperone binding; ATPase activator activity. The transcript has 6 exons.
CGGGGCGCGAUGCGGGCGGCGCUGCGGGCGCGGCUCGGGUGGGCGCGCCUGGCGCUCCGCGGGGCCGCGCUGGGCCGCGCCCCGGGGCCGCCGUGCUGGAGCUGCGGCGCUCCGCUCCCCAGCAGCGAUGGGCCGCCCCACUUCUGUCCCGGCUGCCAGGCUCUGCAGCCGCCGGCGCCGCGGCCUGACCUUUUCCGCCUGAUGGACUGCGACCGCUCCUUCCGCAUCGACCCGGGGCAGCUGCAGCGGCGGUUCCGGAGCCUGCAGCGCGCCGUGCACCCCGACCGCUUCGGCAAGAGGCCGCCGAAAGAGCAGUACUACUCUGAGCAACACUCUUCCCUGAUCAACAAGGCCUACCAGACUCUGCUGAACCCUCUGAGCCGAGGCCUCUAUCUACUGGAGCUGAGUGGAGUGGAGCCAGCAAAAGAGACAGACUGUGAUGCAGACUCAGCGUUCCUUAUGGAAGUUAUGGAAAUUAAUGAGAAAUUAGCAGAGUCCAAAAACAAGGAUAACCUUGAAGAAGUUGAAACUUCAAUUAGAGUUAAACAAGAAGAACUGACCAGAGAGGUGACUGCAGCUUUUGAAAGAGAUGAUCUUCAAGAAGCCAAGAAGCUGCUAGGAAAAAUGAAGUAUUUUGCCAACUUAGAAGAUAAACUAAAGGCCAAGAAGAUCCCUUCCUGAUGUUGCCUUCUUAGCUAUUAAGAGUUAGUGUUAUUUCAAUUAAACAAAUGGUUUUAUUAGCAAAAUCAGACCAAAGGUGUUUGUGUUUCCUAUACUUCCAUUAAAAGCUUUAAUUCUGAGAGGAGGAAAAUAAAUAGAAAUCCCAUGCUUGCUGCAGCACUUGGGGAACAGAUGGCAUUUGGAAAUGCUUACAGCCAGGAAAAGUUGCACUGGGUGAGGUGGGCCACUGUCCUGGCAGUGGUGGGUAUGGAAACAAAUAACAGAGAGGCACACAAACACCAGCUGUGAGAUUUCUUACUUCCUAACAUGUGAAGAAUGUAUUUUAAGUUGAAAAAGAGUCCAUGAAAAAAUACUAGAGAGGAGGCAGAAGGCUCAUUCAGCAUGUCCUACAGGUUCCCUGUAGUUUAAAGGUAAAAAGUAUUUAAUUGCUGUCAUCUGUCCUCUCUGCUACGUCAUGCUUUUGGGUAUGUAGAUCUCAGUCUGAUGGGAACUAACCUCCAAAACGAGGAGGUUUAAACUAUGCAAACAACUGUUGCAUAGUUUAAAAUGUUAAGAUGCUAGGUUAGGGGGAAAAGUAACCAAAUUGAAACCCCAGGCAGUCUUUUAUCAGGAUACAAGUUUUUAUUACAAAUAUCAGUAAUCAGAGAGUGCUGUACUUUCAUUGCACAGUACAGUAGUAGGACUGGAUGAGGAAUGUCUUUAAGGCUUUCAGAGUUACAUAUUUGGAAAAACAGAAACUAAAUACCACUAUUUCUACAUAAACUGGGAUAUUUCAAAUAUCAGCUAUCAGUUCUUGUGUGGGUUUUAACAAGAACUCAGAAUGUUACACUCAGCAAAGCAUUUGGAUGUGCCCUAUGACCCAAACUGAACACGGGGCUUUGAAAUGCAAGAAGAGCUGCUGAAUUCUCUGCAGAAAUCUGCCAGAGGGGCUCAGUGAACAUCCUCCCUGGCAUUUCUGCAUCCCUACAGCACCAGGUUACAGCUAAAGAUCAAGUUUUCUGUGGAUAAUACAAUACGUUGUUAACAGCAUUUCAGCAGUACUAACUUGCCUUUAGUUACACUUCCUCUGAAUACACAGGAAGAUUUAAUAAGCCACUUGAUCAUGUAUUACAAGGUUCAUAAUUCUCACUGAAGUUCUGUUGCAUUUGUGAAAUUAUGCAGAAACCUUUAAAAAUUCAUCUUGGAGUUGCCUUCUUUCAUAAAGCUCUGUUUCCUUUUUCCUGGCAUUUCUUCCAAAAUUAAGCUUGUUAAAUUCCUUUUUGAUUUCCAGAAAAGAUUUGUUUUUUGUCUCAGGAAUUAUGAGGAAGAUGAAAGCAGCAACAAAGAAGCACUCCAGUAAGAACACCACAAAACAAUACUGCUUCAGUCCAUUCUGAAAAGAAAUGUGAUUGCAACAUACUUCAAGAGUAAUAAUAGUAGGUUUGAGAAAAUAAGCUUUUUGUUUCCAUUUACAAUUAGCAUUGCUGCUCAGAUGUUUUUCUGAAAGGAGUCAUUUAACCUAGUCUUUACCUGUAACUUUUUAGAUAAAAGACUGUCAAGUGCUGUGCAAUUAUUGGGCAGACUUUAUAAUAAAAAUAAGAUAAACCAUUUAAA